Molecule: messenger RNA, 2575 nt
Organism: Pantherophis guttatus
Lineage: Eukaryota; Metazoa; Chordata; Lepidosauria; Squamata; Colubridae
Gene: XNDC1N
Product: XRCC1 N-terminal domain containing 1, N-terminal like
Biological process (GO): base-excision repair; single strand break repair
Cellular component (GO): nucleus
Molecular function (GO): damaged DNA binding
Source: RefSeq, a predicted model, not a curated record
GUCCGGGGCUGAUGGGCGUUGUAGUCCAGCCGCGCGGCCGGGAAGGCGAUGGCGCCGCUGAGGAUCCGCUGCGUCGUCUCGUUCUCCUCGCAGGACCCCAAAUACCCCGUGGAGAACCUCUUGCUGGAAGAAAGGGCUCAGCCCUGGCUCUGCUGCCCCUUGGACCGCAGCCGGCAGCUGAGAGCCGAGUUGCAGCUGGAGCAGGCCGGCUGCAUUGGCUACAUCGACGUAGGGAACUCUGGCUCUGCCUUCCUGCAGAUCGAGGUGGGCCGGUCCUCCUGGCCUCCAGAUCAGCAUUAUCUCACCCUGCUUCCAACCACCACUUUGAUGAUGCCAGCGGAUGCCAAGCAGGACAGGAACCGUUCCGGGGUCCGGAUGUUUAAAGAAGGGGACUUGCUGGCAUCUGCGCUGGCGGAGAAGUGGGAUCGCGUCCGCCUCACUUGCAGCCAGCCCUUCAACAGGCACGCCCAGUUUGGCCUCGCCUUCAUCCACAUCCGCACCCCAGAGGAUUCGGAGGAGCGCCGGGGGGAUCCCGCAGCCCCCUCCCCAUGUCAGGCUUCUCCGGAGUCGGCCCCCAAGCUUGGGGUCUUCAGGGGGACCCUUUCCCCAGCAGAGCCAUCGUGCAGCACCCAGGAGGAGACGCUGCUCAAGAGCCAGUUGCAGCAGCUGGACUGCGCCCUCCUUGGCAAGGGGCUGAGCCCGUCUGGCCUGAGUCGCCCAGCCCGUCUGGUCCUGAAGGCAGCAGCCUCUGCCCACAAGCGAGCCCCUCUCCUGCCCGCCGGGUCACCACCGCCUGCUGCAAGGAGCAAAGAGGCUGGGCGGGCCCCGAGGGCAGCCCAGAGCCCCAGGGCCCCAAGGCCCAAAGAGGAGCAACCGGCCAGGAGCAGCCGCUUGAAAACAAAGAGAAGAUCGCAGGGCGGUGCCAGGAGAGCUAGGAAUGGUUCUCGAAGGGAGGGGAGAACCCGCAGCCUGAGAGGGAAACCACCAACCUGGGAAAGUGAGGAAGAGGAAGGAGGAGGAGAAGCUGCGUUGGGCACCUGCCCAAUCUGCACAGGUCGUUUCCCGGCCGAGCUCUUGCCCGUCCAUGCCUCCGCUUGUGGGGAAGAGGUGGAGGUGGCGAGGGCCUCUUCGUCCCCCGUGUGGGGAUCCUGGGUGGAGUGCCCCCUCUGCCAAGACCGGUUCCCUGCCUCCGAGGUGGAGGGUCAUGCCAGCGGCUGUGGGGAAGAAUACGCUUAGUCCUCGGUCCUCUUCCAAAGAGAAGGGCGGAUGGGAGUCCUUUGCAGCCCCAAGACUUCCUGGCUCUCUUGGUCAGACAUCAGAGAAGGGGCUGGGAGACCCUCCCUCAAGGCCUCCGGAGAGAAGAGCCGCGAGAGGACAUGACGGUCGGAGUGGGUGAACCGAUUCCAUAUCUCCUCGGAGGAACAUCCGAGAUGCUGAAACCGGACUCCGGGACCCACAAACCCACAGCCAUUUGCCUCUGAUGCCGCGCCCCUCCUCAAAGCAGAUUGUAGUUACUAAGAGGGAUGGCCUGCAACCUUUCCGUGGGAUUCACUGGAACAUUUCAAACCUCCAGAUAUUGAGGAUUUUUUUAACCUGUCGGCCAAGAAAAUUAUUAUUAUUAUUAUUAUUAUUAUUAUUAUUAUUAUUAUUAUUAUUAUUUGAAGCAGGUAGAAGAGGAUGUGAUUUUGAUUCAAGAGCCUUUGGGUUUCCGUGGGGUGGGUGGAGAGGAAGAAUUGGUCAGCUGUGAUGAAGCUCAGAAGCUGGACUGGCAUGGAGGCCACGGGGUGGGGUCUCCCUGGAAGGGGUGCCUCAAGGCUACUGACCUUCAGCUUAAGGCCACCCAGGCUUUGCCGCAUUCAGGGUGGAGAUUUCUCCUUGCCCUCUGAACAGGCUUCGGGCAGAUUGUCCAAAAAUUCCUAGCUGGUAUCUAGCUGGAACGUGACAAGGCAGGUUUUCAAACUGGAAAAAAAAAAGUUGCUUUCCUGGAACAGUUUGGCUUGAUUCCUUUUACGUGUGUGUAACAUGCUUGAAAUACAAACUCCAAAAGAAGGGGAGCAGGAGAGAGAGAGAGAGAGAUGUAAUUUUAUUGAAGAAAUGUAUAAGUGUUUGUUUUUUGUCUUUUUAACGCACAUUUUUUUAAAAAAUGUUUUUGUCUAAUAAUGUUUUACCUAUUUUUUAAUCCUUUUCUUGGAGUUUGUAUUUUAACUUUCUGAAUAAAAUAAGAUUUGUAGGGAAGAAAAGGAAGAAAUGUAUAACAAGAUAACAUUACAAAGAGAAGGAAUGAUCCAGAAGAAAUGAGAAGGAAUAAUGAAUAAGAAAGAAAAUAGAAGAAAUAGAAAACAAAAAAAAGAAAAGAUUAUAUAGAAAGUGCCUUCCAAUCUUUUUGACAAAGGUUAUAUAAAUGCAUUUAUAUAUAAAGCUAUAUCUUAAUUUCUUUCCUUCCUACCCUUUCUAAUCUACAAGGCCAUAAACUGCAAGUUCAUUUUUCUCUUUUUAUUCAGAAAAAUGUCUGUGGGGGUUUCCAGUCACAUAAAUGUACUUGAUCUUCCUCUAAUCAAAUCAGUUUUGUCCUCUC